AUGACAGUUCUCCUUAAAUUGCUUAGGAUAUCUAAAUAUUUUGUGACUGCUGUUGCUGGUGAUGAUGAUUUGGGUUUGAUAGGAACCCACUCCCAAAUUAAUAAGAAUUGGGCUGGGCAGUGGGCCUUUGAUAAGAAUUGGGUUGGGCACAAUUGGGUUUACAUUUUUUUUUUUUCUGAAGUGCAGGUGAGGGUUGUGGUGAAAGGGAGGGUUCAGGGUGUGUUUUAUAGGAACUGGACUAUAGAGAAUGCCACACAAUUAGGGUUGAAAGGCUGGGUGAGGAACAGGAGGGAUGGUUCUGUAGAAGCUCUGUUUUCAGGCAAACCUGAUUCUGUUCAAGAGAUGGAGCAGAGGUGCCGCCGUGGCCCAUCCGAUGCACUUGUUACAGCACUUGAGGUGUUUCCGAGCAGUGACAAUCCUGGUACUGGGUUUGAGCGUAAACCAACUGUUUGAUCAAUCAACGUGAAGAGAUUAGUACCCAUUUCUAAUUUGGUCAUGUAAAACUCUAUAUAGGAUUGAGUUAUAUCUGAUGUACUUUGAUCACUAUUUCUACUACUGGAUUUCUACUUGCAUAAUUGAUAUGAAACCCAGUUCUUGAAUAUGAUUGCAAUGUUGUUUGCUUGGUGAAAACUUUGUCAAUUAAGCUUCCAAAUAGCUAGAAAUAAAUUCAAACCAAAGAUUUGCUUGCCAAAUGCAACUCUUGUAAACCAACCUAAUGAUUUUUCCAUAAGAAUACACAGGCAUUGGAUGAGGAUUUGAAGAAUAUGCAAAAUAUAUCACUCUUUUGGUUAUCAGACCGAUUAAAAGAGUUUAUGCUUGCAUGCUACAAUAUUAACUCCAGCCCAGAGACUUGUUUAUGCAUGAGAUGAUUUUACCACUAGAAAUUUUGAAGAAUUUUUAGUUAUUAGCACUUGGUGAAAUGAGGCGUUGCUUUUACCACAAGAAGUUUAAUAGGAGAAGCUCAAUUGAAAUUUGAACAUUGGCUUUACUAUAGGUAAUACAUCAAUAAUUAGGUGAAAGUUAAGCAGCUUGUGGUGCGUUGUUAUGUGGAGUUGAAUGAAGUGAUAUGUGGGUUUUUAUUUUUGAGUCAAUAUGGGAUCAAACAGUGGAUUUCUUUGGUUUAAUUGGUUUCUGGGGCUAUAUGUUUGAAUGCCGAAUCAGUUGAUGAUUAAGGUUGAGCAGUAUCUGGAUAAAGCUUAUAUGGAUGACGCUCUUAAGGAUUGUUUUGUUUUUAAAAUACACAUCACAUAAUUCUCCAUUGCUGACUGUGCAACCCCAUUAUUGUUUAGAUCCUAAUUCAGAUACACGCAGGCACUCUCUCUCUGUAUGUGUGUCUAAUAUUUUGGUUUUGACAAUUAUGAUUCAUUAGAUAGCAUGAUUUAAUUGUUUAUCAACCAGUGCCAAUAAUGAUGCAAACUCUUUAAAUGCCUAAGAGGCAUUGAAUCAUGUACGGUUUCUAAUUUCCUUUAUCAGCUUUUGUGUUUAUCAUGAUUCAUCAACAGGGCUCUUCUUUUUGGUUUUUGCUUCUGUUUGAUAUCAACAGGUAUGGGCUAAUAUGUUUUUAUUAGUUCUAACCAAUUGAGGGGCCAUGGCCGCUACAAAUUAUGCUCUUUCUUUAUGUUGAGGUUGAAGGUAGCUGUUGAGGACUCACAUUAUCAGCCCUUAAAUUGCUUUGCGGUAUGGAAGGUGGGCUUGAAAGAUGGACAAAUGUUUUUUUUACCUGGCAGUUGCAUGUGCUUCUUCAACUCACUGUCUGUACAAGAAAUGGUAUGUAUUUGGGUCACCCGUUAAUUAGAAGAUGCUGGGGUUGCUUCGUUCUAGGAAUAGUAACUUCUUUUCAUGGACUGUUGAGUGAUAGGAAAUAAACCAAACAGCCAAUCUAUUCUUGGGAUGAGUGUCGAACGUGUGGAUAGUGUCAUGUCAGUUUGUCAACCAUGGAAGCUUAAAACUCCACAAAAUAACUGAUUUUAGCCAGGUCCUUCCUGUUGGUUUCUCCUUAUGCUGAUUUUCAUUUUUAAUCUUGUAGUAGUGGCAACAUGAGUGAUCUUGCCUUUUAGAUAAACUUUUCAGAGAAUAUUCAGUGUUCAUGUUUCGUAUAAGAUCCAGUGAGUUUCAGUCAAAUGCCUCUUUAGUUGUUUUAUUUUGGGCAUUAUUCUGGUCUCUGCUCUAAGAUCGUUCGUCCUGUAACUUGCCAGCUUCCUUUCACAUUUAAUGGUCCAUACAUCUAUCUUUGUAAUUUACCCACCAAACACCGUUAAAUGUUUCUAUAUUCAAUGAACCUAAACAUGGCAUAAGCUUCUUCCGUUAUGUUCAGCUGCUACUAUAUUUGAAUUUCAUUAAAGGUUCUUCCCAUAUAAAAAUAAAUAAAAAUCAGUAUAGGAUCUUAAAAUGUUGAUAAAGAUGUAAAGUACACUUAAAACAACCAGCUAUGUCUAUUCAAAUAUGAGAAAGUGUACAUAUAGGUACCAUGUUACUGUGUCUUUCUUUUCAUUUUUCUUGCAUAGUUUGUACUCAAACUGAAUUCUUAGGAUCUUCAUUAUCUGCUGGCUUGUUAUCACAUGGAGGAGAGGUAUAGUUUUGUUUUCUAGUGGUCCAAAGUGCAUGUGAGUUGGAACCCUUCUGAUAAUUGACAUCAGAUUGAAGAUGCAGCUCUCAUGGUGUGCCAUGUUGAAGAAGGUGUAGUCAUGAAUCACUGGACUGAGAUAGAAACUCUGAAAGUGAUGGAUCAAAGUUACAUUCAGUAGAAUAUGGUGCAAAGACAUGCGGUUGUCUGACUAACUUGUUUCAGAAAUUUGGUCAUGCCUUUUCUUCUUUAGCAUUUCCUCCAUCUCUGUAAAAAUUAGAGUCUGCAGGGUGAUUUAAGCAAGAAAAAAACUUAGUAAUCUCUCAUUGAGCUUAUCUAGUUGUUGCUUAACCAAAGAUAGUGAGCAUGAGAAGAGCUUUGAUGAUGCUGAGGUUUGUUAGGAAGAUACUAAUGACAGUUCUCCUUAAAUUGCUUAGGAUAUCUAAAUAUUUUGUGACUGCUGUUGCUGGUGAUGAUGAUUUGGGUUUGAUAGGAACCCACUCCCAAAUUAAUAAGAAUUGGGCUGGGCAGUGGGCCUUUGAUAAGAAUUGGGUUGGGCAAUGAUCCUUUCGUGGGCUUGGGUAGAACUUUCCUUGGAAACCCAGUUUGCCAAGGGAGGGUGUCCAAGGUUUUUAUAAACCACAUGCAGACCCUUUUUCCCUCUCAAUGUGGGGUUCUUACAGGGUCCAUCAUUGGGGGUUUUCCGGGGGACGUGAAGGAGGGGCAUUUUGCAGUUCACACCAUCGAUGACAAUGAGCUGCAAAGUUUCAUCAUUGAACUGGAUUAUCUAGCUCACCCUGGGUUCUUGAAGUUAUUAAGCUGGCUGAGGAGGAAUUUGGGUUUAAACAAGCAGGAGUUCUUGCCAUCCCUUGCCGGCCCAGUGAUCUCCUGAGGAGUCUUGAAAACAAGGAGAGAUAGGAUUGAUGUGAUAGAAUCAUGUAUUUAAGUAGCUAGAUAGUCAAUAAUUUGCAGUUUAUUUUAACCUUCUUUCAAGUAUGUUAAGUUGUGCUAGCUUCAUCAUGGUUAUUUGAAGUGUUGCUGUUGAAUAUUUAUCUAUUGUAAAAGAUUUGUAGAAUGAUGAUUUGUAAUCGUAUGUAGUUGUGAUGUGAUAUGAAAAGUACCAAGUUGGAUAUGAAAUUAAUACCGUCAUGGUAGUAAUAUCUGGCUUCUGUUGUCUAUGGUUCCUGGUCUUUACUUCCUGAUAAUUUUAUGGAAAGCAAGGUCCUCAUGUAGAUACCAUUUUCAGCUAUUAACCGCAUAAAGUAGUUGUAGAUUAAUACAUCACAUGCAAUCAAACACAUAGCUAGAUGGUAGGACAAUGCAUCCACAUGCAUGGUCCCUACUCACAGUCCUAUCGCAUUUGUACAAUUCAAGACUAUCAUCCAUAUGCAGUCUUAAGACAUAGGGCUAGUAAUUUGUUAUUCAUCUACCAAAACGAUAUGAACGUGACAAUAAUUAAUGGGCAAGGAUUGAUAGUAGCAAUCCAUAUAACCUGUUUAAUAAAUGUUCAUAUUGUCUUGUCCUUUUAGAGACAGUAGAUUCGAUUAGUGUAGUUGUAGGCGUUAGAAUCAAAUUAAUAGGAGGCUUAAACCUUAUAGGUUCGAGAGACUUUACCAAUGAACUUCACGGGUAAGUAUGAGAUUAUCAUAUGAUUAUCAGACUAUCAUACUAUGUUUUAACUUUUCAGCAUCCAGGACAAUGAAGAUUCAGGUUCAUUUUCUCUAUCAUCUUAAGGCAAGGACUUCCUGUGCAACACUUGCACUCUGUCAGCGUUUCAGCAGGACUCAAGUUUACUUUGGGCGGGAAGUAUUGUCCACAACCUUGAUUCAUUCUGACAAUUAAGCUAAACUCAAAAGAGUUUCAGUCUGCGAAACAUGAAAAAAGUAAGUGUUCAUCUUAACUUUAGAACCAAAUCUUAAACUCCAGGCAACAAACAUGGUACUCGAUGGAUAUUUCUUAUAGAAAGUGCUUGCAUUACUUCUCUGAAAAAACUCCUUUACUGAAAAGUGUUUUUUCAUAAAAAUACCUUCAAGGCACUUUAGUACCUAUACAGUACCACCAUAAGCUACUUGUUACUAUCUUCUGAAUGUGUGAUGGAAGAGUAGAUGUUGUUUUAUCAUUCGUACUUUUUGUCAUGUCAUCCGUAUAGAGUGCUUUUGUAGACCCCAUGUUUGCAGCUAUUAUCAAGUGCAAUAACACAAUUGAGCCAGAAGUAGAGUGGA
Pistacia vera is the source of this 4785-nucleotide messenger RNA. Its product is annotated as acylphosphatase-like. Gene Ontology annotation, molecular function: acylphosphatase activity. NCBI's taxonomy places the organism in Eukaryota, Viridiplantae, Streptophyta, Magnoliopsida, Sapindales, Anacardiaceae. The coding region runs from base 1 to 453 and encodes 150 amino acids. The record is from RefSeq and is a predicted model, not a curated record. The transcript is spliced from 3 exons.